Molecule: messenger RNA, 2133 nt
Organism: Entamoeba dispar SAW760
Lineage: Eukaryota; Evosea; Mastigamoebida; Endamoebidae
Exons: 1
Coding region: 1-2133 (710 amino acids)
Source: RefSeq, a predicted model, not a curated record
AUGAGCAAAGACAGAACAAAAAUACCGGAUAGUCAGUUUUUAAAGAAUCAUAUCAAAUUUAACCGUCAUAUCCAAGACAUGUUAGAAAGAAAUAUUGCAAUAACAGAAAACACAUUAACUACAUAUUGUCGUGAAGUUCAUAAUAAACAACCAACACAAAUUAAUGAGGUAUUCUCUGGGAUAGGGUUAGAAUUACAUAAAUUAAAAUGUGUUCUUGUUCAGUCAAGUGAUGAAUAUAUUAAAGAGAUUCAAAACCAAAUUGAGGAUGUGAUUAAACCAAUGCGUAAAGAGUUUGUGUAUUGUUGUGAUACGUUUGGGUUUCAAUUAUAUGAAGGAAAGCAAAUUGAAUGUUAUUCUAAGUAUGAUGGAGGAGACGUAUUUAUUGAUCGUGAAUCCCGAUUGUCAAAUGGAAUUAUAGGAUUAAGUCCAGAUGGAGAUAUUAUUUAUCCAUUUAUUGUUCUUAAUAAAACUGAAUGUGCAAAGAAAAGUACUUAUAAUGAAAUUGAAAAGAAAUGUAUUUUUUCCUUUAAUUUAAUGUUAUCAAUUAAAUCUGCUGAUAUACAAAAAUGGUGUGUUGAGUCAUUAAUUCCACAAAUUAAUGAAAAGAAAAAAAAAUUAAAUUACAAUGGAAGAGCUUUAAUCAUUAUUAAUCAUUUUGUAUUUAAAUUAAUGAAAAACAUAGAGCAUCAAUUAGAUAAAACAGGGAUAGAUGUGUUUGUUUUACCAAAAGAUUAUGGAGAUGAAAAUGAACCAAUUUAUAAAACAAUAGAACUUUGUGUUAAUCAACUUAAUAAUAAAAGCUUUUCUUUUCUUAAGAAAAGUCAUACAAUGGAAUAUCUUCAAUUUCUUAUUAAAAAUAGUGAACUUAUUAAAGAACAAUUUAACUUGGCUUAUCGUUGCAAUUACACAGGAGAUUUGAUUGAAAUUAAUCAAGAAUUACAAAAAGAAAUUAAUGAAAUUGAACUUAAAAAAGUAAACAACGAAAGAAAAAGUCUUCAAAAGAAAGAAAUAAAAGAACAAAAUGAGGAGGACAUAAGAAAAAAAAGUGAUAACGUUAUUGUAACUAAAGAUACUCCAGACGAUAGUGUCAAAGAAAAAUUAAAACAUAAAAAUGAUACUAUUGAAACAAUUAAUAAUUUUGUUAAUGAGUUAAUAAAGGUUAUUGAAGGUGUGCCUUUAUCUUUAAUUAUUUGUUGUGAUGUUUACGAACCACCUAAUUUAAAGAAAAGUAGUGGAUGGACUACAAGAAGUGGAAGAAUGAGAAAGAGUGAAGAAGUUAAAGAAAUGAAAGCAAGUGUAAUACUUUGUAUUAAUGGAGACGGAAAAGGUGCUCGUCCUUUAUGCUGUGUAAAAGAAAUUGUUAAAAAACAAAUGACAUUACUUUUUAAUAACAAAGUAUAUUUUAAAGAUACAUCUGAUGGUUAUAUAAAUGAAGAAUGCUUUUUAUUAUGGUUAUAUGAUGAAGUUAUACCAUUUGUUACUGAACAAAGAAAGAAAACAGGCAAUGAAGAACAACGAAUUGUAUUAUUGAUUAACGAAGAACUAAAAAGUUGGAUUAAUGAAGAACAAAUGAAACAAUAUCUUAUUAAAACUGUAUUCGUUCCAAAAAAAUUAAAAGAAGCCACAAUGCCAUUACAACAGGUGUUUGAUUGUAUAGAUGAAGAAGUUAUUAAUUAUGUUGACCUAAAAGAGUCAGUUUGUUUUACUACUUUAGAUACAUACUUUGAAACCUUCGAAGAAAGUGAAGAACAAAAUACACUUAAAAUACAUGAAAUGUUUAAAGAUUUUAAUUAUACUGAACUAUUACUCUUAGGAGAUCAAGAAGAAAUAGAGUCUAUGAAAAAAAGAAUUAUCAACUCAAUCUUUCUUUUUGAAACUCCUAUCACUAUUGACAUACCUCACAACAUUGAUGCAAUCACGUCAUUUGAUUUUGAUAAAACAGAUUUAAAUAUUAGAGAAAAGAGAAUAUUAUAUCGUACUCUAAUAGAACCUAAAUUUAAAGAUAUUAAAAAUGCUUCAUUACAACUUUAUUUCCUUCACCUUAAAUUUCCACGACUAGUCUCUCAUCUUUUUCCUUUCUUUAAUGAUUUAACUCAUCAGAAACGUUCUUUAAAACGAUUGUUUGAUGAUUGA